AUGACUGAGGGGAAAAAGAAAGACUAUGAUCCUACUACUUUAAAUCUAGCACUUAAUGAAAUAAGAGAAACUGGUAAAAUUCGAGAAAUAGCGCGAACAUACAAUAUUCCCAAGUCUACCUUACAUUUCAAACUCAAAAACCCAACCCAUAGAACAUCAUUUGUUCCACCUCCCGUUCUGACUGAAGAAGAGGAGCGCACUUUAGAGGUUUGGAUAAAGGAAGUAAUGAAGAAAGGAUUCCCUUUAAAAACUGAUGACUUAAAACAAAGUGUUUUUAAGUUUUUGACCGAAAAUCCACGACCCAAUAAGUUUAUAAAUAAUUAUCCUGGAGAUGGAUGGGAGCCAUCUAGGAUCUAUAAUGGCGACGAAAGUGGAUUCCAAUUAUGUCCAAGAACGGGUAAAGUGCUAGCAGAGAAAGGAACCCAAAAUGUAUAUAAAGUUGAUCAAGGUAAUGCUAAGGAGUCAGUAACAGUAAUGUUCACUUUUUCCGCUGAUGGUACCGCGUGUCCACCUAUGGUUGUUUACAACUAUCAAAGAAUACCUCAAAAAAUUGCGGACGGAGUUCCCAAAGAAUGGGGAAUUGGUAGAAGUGAAAAUGGAUGGAUGACAUCCGAACUAUUCUUCGAAUACAUAGCAAACAUAUUUCACCCUCACCUGAUUGCCAAAGGCGUGCAAUUUCCUGUCAUAUAUUUUUUAGAUGGACAUAAAACUCUUAUCCAUCUUACUUAUGGUGUAAGUAAGCUGUGCAAAGAGUUGGGAAUCGAAGUAAUAGCAUUGUAUCCUAAUGCUACUAGAAUCCUGCAACCGGCCGACGUAGCCGUAUUUAGGCCAGUUAAGGCUGCUUGGAAAGACGCUGUAAAGUUAUGGCAUUUAGAAAACAACGGCGAACCAAUUACAAAAUACCAUUCGAUCCUAAGUCCUAACGCAGUAGACUAUUCGAAGUGCCUCGGUGGGAUAAACAACAAUAAUAAUUCAGGUACAGAUGUUCUGUCUGUUCAGCAACAACCUGAAACAAAUUCUUCAAAUGUAAUUACUUUGGCGAAAUUUAAAGAAUUGGUUGGAUCAUCUUUUAUGUCAAAAUUGUAUGCUUAUGAUAAUAACCCUGUAGAUGACGAAAACGUGAAUAUUUUGUACCGUCUCUACUCAGUAUUUGACGUUUACUGCUCUCAGUCAUCAUCCGCACAAAGUAAUUUAACCAGCCGUGCAGAAAAUAUACCUUUGGAGAAUAUAGAUUCGCCUUUGACCAUUCAGCCCAUUGAAGAAAUAGAAAUGAAUAACGAAAGUCGAUGUGAUAAAGAUAUGACACAGAAGCAAAUAUUUGGUGCACCUGGAAAUUACGAAGUAAAUGUGUUACAGUGUAUAUUUUCUAAGAAUGAUGAUUUGAAUGAAGAUCUUCUUAUAUCCGAUGUUGUUCCUGAAAGUUCAGAAAACAUGACUCCAGCCAAACAAAUUAUUAAUUCUAAUAAUAUUUCUCCUUUUGGAUUUUUUUUGACUUUGCCAAAAACACCCGAAAGAAAAGGUAAAAGAAAACCGUGA
This is a messenger RNA of Pieris macdunnoughi, 1536 nucleotides long. The record is from the annotation of a GenBank genome assembly. NCBI's taxonomy places the organism in Eukaryota, Metazoa, Arthropoda, Insecta, Lepidoptera, Pieridae.